Messenger RNA from Triticum aestivum (bread wheat), 648 nucleotides. RefSeq names its product protein CASPARIAN STRIP INTEGRITY FACTOR 1. NCBI's taxonomy places the organism in Eukaryota, Viridiplantae, Streptophyta, Magnoliopsida, Poales, Poaceae. The record is from RefSeq and is a predicted model, not a curated record. Bases 16 to 453 code for a protein of 145 amino acids. The transcript is spliced from 3 exons.
CCGCGGGCAAAACAAAUGGAAAACAUCGAAAUUCCUCCAUCAUCCCUUUGGAGCUUGCUCAGAGGCAAUGGAACAAAGGGAGGAAGAGGCCCCUGCUUCACCUUCACCUCGUCUGACGCUGGUUCACGCCUUCCAUGCGUUAUUGAGGGAGGGAGAGGAGAGCGCAUGCAUCGCGUGAGUAACCCGGAGAUGGGGAUGCCCCGAAGAUCCGCCUCCCUCUUCGCCCUCGCCUUCUUCGCCCUGCUGCUCUCCACCUCCCUGGCAGGGAGACAGCGGCCGAGCUUCAUAGUAGAUCAGGAGUCUCCUGGUCAGCAAGGAGAGGUCCACCGGGACGAAGCUAUGGCACAGCUGGUGCACUCCCGGAUGCUCAAGGACAUGACGACCAGUGACUACGGCACCUACGACCCAACCCCGUCAAUGCAGAAGCCCCACUUCAAGCUCAUACCCAACUGAACACACCCUGGCUAUACGUGAUAUGAUCCAUCUAUAUAUCUACGUCCAUCUGAAUGUAUAUGCAGAUACAGAUAUUGAUCGAGGUAUUUUUAUCUAGUCUGGCUAAUGUGAUAACUGAUAUUUGUAAGUUGUUGUAGACGUGAACUGAGUACGUACGUGACAAAGAACUUAGUUGCUUGACCUAUUUAUACACUA